GUGAAUCCAUUGUGGGUUUGUGUUCUGUUAAGACUUAAUAAGAGGUAGGCUUAAUGCGGUUUUUGUACUAUGGUGCAAAAUGAAUGGUUUUCUAAUUAAGUUACAUUUCAUUAAAGUCUUGGACCAGUUAAUUAAAGAGAAAAAGAUCCAUAAGUUUGAGGUCUGUGUAGAGAUGCUCUUUGAGGAGGUAUAAAAUUUUGACAUCUCACAUAUUCAGUAUUUAUCCGAACUGUUUCCGCAAAGCGGAUCUGAAACCCCUAAUGCGAUUGUGUUCUGGAGAGUCUAAUAUAUCCAACCAAUCCAGCGACAUGACCAGUAAAAAUUCUAGUAUGUUCUACACUGUUGAGGUAGGCGAUGCCCAGUUUACAAUUCUUAAGCGUUACCAGAAUCUUCGGCCUAUUGGUUCAGGUGCUCAAGGAAUUGUCUGUUCUGCUCUUGACAAAGUAACAGAUCAACAUGUAGCUAUUAAGAAACUCAGCAGACCUUUCCAGAAUGUAACUCAUGCCAAAAGGGCUUAUAGAGAAUUUAAACUGAUGAAGCUAGUGAACCACAAAAAUAUUAUAGGUCUUCUAAAUGCAUUCACACCACAAAAAUCUUUAGAAGAAUUUCAAGAUGUGUAUCUUGUAAUGGAAUUGAUGGAUGCUAAUCUGUGCCAAGUAAUUCAGAUGGACUUAGACCACGAACGGAUGUCAUAUCUUCUUUACCAGAUGUUAUGUGGUAUUAAACAUCUCCAUUCAGCUGGCAUUAUACACAGGGACUUAAAACCCAGCAACAUAGUAGUGAAAUCAGACUGUACCCUGAAGAUUUUAGACUUUGGUUUAGCUAGGACAGCAGGAACUACUUUUAUGAUGACCCCAUAUGUAGUGACAAGGUAUUACAGAGCUCCAGAGGUCAUCCUAGGAAUGGGUUAUAAGGAUAAUGUUGACAUCUGGUCGGUAGGUUGUAUCAUGGGAGAAAUGAUUCGUGGAAAUGUGCUUUUCCCAGGAACUGACCAUAUUGAUCAGUGGAAUAAAAUCAUUGAGCAGUUAGGAACUCCUUCCCCCGAUUUCAUGAGAAGACUCCAACCCACAGUCAGAAACUAUGUGGAAAAUAGGCCCAGAUAUGCAGGUUACUCUUUUGAGAGGAUGUUUCCAGAUGUACUUUUUCCUGCCGACAGCUCAGAACAUAGUAAAUUGAAAGCAAGCCAGGCUCGAGACCUAUUGUCUAAGAUGUUAGUAAUUGAUCCUGAAAGAAGAAUAUCUGUUGAUCAGGCACUCAUGCAUGCAUACAUUAACGUUUGGUAUGAGGAAACUGAAGUCCAUGCUCCUGCUCCAGGCCCCUAUGAUCACUCUGUUGAUGAAAGAGAACAUACAGUGGAGCAAUGGAAAGCACUUAUUUAUGAAGAAGUUUUGGAAUAUGAACAAACACACAAUACACUGGGCCUAUCAAUAACUCCACACCACAACUCUCAAGCAGAUGAUGCAAUAGAAGAUGGAAUACCAGAACAGUCAGCUAAUGGUGCUGUGAACUCGUACAGAAGAAGAAGAUAGAGAAAAGGUUCCUUAAAAGGAUUGCUUCCACCUAGGUCCCCCCUUUACUUUCCUUCAGGAAAAGGCUGGCACAUUGUUGCAAAACUUCUUUUAUCCCAAGUUUUCAAAUCCAAUAGGUCAGAACAUCUGAGGUCUGUGUACAAACUAGUCCACUCAAUUUGAUGUGUAAUAUAAUUAUAUUGUUUAAAAAUUUUUGUUGCUUUUCUUUGAUCGAGAGAGAGAAGAAAAAAAACUUUUAAAAACACAUAUUCAGCAGGUCAUGCUCAUCAUUAUUGUACUACCCUAAAAAAGUAGUUCUACAUGACCAUGUAAUCCAAACUAGCUGCUUUCAGCUUCUGUAAUUAUUAUUAGCAAUUGUUGAUGAGUGAAAUUUCAAUGUCUCUUGACUUAUUUUUAUGUUAUGUAUGUUCCUGUUUGCAACAAAAAUAUAGUAUGUGCAUUAACAAUUUGACAUUGAAAACAUGGUUGUGAAGCGGUAUGGUUUCUUACAUUGUUUGCCCUCUGAUGUUGAUAUAAUUUGGCCUGGAGGAGGAAGGGGGUUCUGAUUCACCUUGCUAAUGAAUACAAAACCCAAGAAAAGUAGACAUUAAAGCUUAGAAAUAAAAAGCAUUCUUUACAAAAAUAAAAAUAACUUAAAAGCUUUAAUUUUGCACUGCUGCAUCAAUGAUUUUGUUAAGAAAAAUACUCAGCUUUAUAUUUUAUUUUCUUCGCAUUUUUUGGCAACCACAAUAUUGUGAAUAAUUCCUAAUUUCUGAAGUAUUAAGUAUUUAUCAUACCUGCUUAGCUGAGUAUGUGAUGUAAGCACUUUUAAAAAGAAUUAUUUCAGAGCAAAACUUAAUAAAUUAUCCAUUUGUAAUUUUAAAUUUUGUCCCCUAAUUAGAUACUGAAGAUAAAAAAACAUUUUAUAUAAAUCAAAACUUGAUCUGGUAUCCAGUUGCUUACUACACUCAAGUUUUAACAUAAAUAAAAAAACUUGAGGUAUGCUGCAAAAACCUUUUUUUCUGUGCACUUGCUUAACACAACCUUUCUCUGUGUAAAUGAGAGUUUUUAAUAUGUCAAUAUAAAAAAAUGUGUUUUAGUAUGUAGCUUGAAAUUGUUAGUCGUAUAUUAAUACUUAAAUUAGACGUAUUACAGUUAACUUCUGAUUGUUAGUUUUGUCCAGUAUUUAGGUACCUUUACGUUGUUGGAAAAGCUCAAAAGUACAAGAAAAUGUGUGCGUUCUAAGUGUAAUGAAACUGCAACAUUAAGUACUAAAAUAGUUAAUUUGUGAGCAAACAUUGUGCAAUUGAUACCUAGAAAUGGAAAUUUUAGAAUUUAAGCAGUUUCUAUUGUCAUGAUUAAUGUAUAAGUAAGAUUUUUUAUGGAAAGUUCAAUUUGUUCAUUUGUCAGAGAAGAAUUAAGAGUUACUGUUUUUAUUUUGUUUUAUGAAACUGUUAGGCUGCUUUAAGGUAGCUAUCUGUUUUAUGUGAACUGUUCAUCAUCAUGUGUGAAGAUAAUUUCGUAAUUACUGAUAAGGCACUGUGUUAAAUUUUUGUACUUGAGAAUACUUUUUCUAAAUUUUAUUAGCAUUUUUUAUGUACAGAAAAAAUUACUUAACCUCUUCUUCUGAAUGUAUUGAAAUAUUAAUUCUUAUUUGUGCAAUGGAAAUUUAUUGACUGUAGACAAGACAGAGUAAGGGGCAUGUUUAAAAGUGAUGUGAGGUAUAGAUAUGAUAUGAUUUUCUUUGAUGCUCACUUCUCUUUGCCAAUUUGAAAGAAAAAAAAUACUUCAAUAUUUUUUUAAAUUCAACCGGUGGAUACAUUUGAUAGAUACCAAGAUAAAUAUUCAAUUCUGAUAUGGUUAUUUAUGCCUUUUACAACAUGUUUAUCGUGAGAAAUACUUCAACCUCCACUUUAGCCAGGCACUGACCAAGAUGACUGCUAUAGUGACAUUAAGAACCAUGUAACUUGACAGUCAAUGAAACUUGAAACAAAAUAAGAUCACUUUCAAGAUAUUUAACAGUGUAAUAAUUGGAGUAUUCAGAGGCAGGAGUCCACUGUUAAUAUCUGAGUGAAGUUCUAGAUUAAAUAUACAGCUUCUAAUGUAGCAAGCAUUCUGAAUUUUCUUUUAACUGAGGUGGUGAGUCAUGCUGAUUUUAUUUCGUGCACUAAAGAACAUGUAUCUAUCAGUUCAUAGUAAUAUUUCAUUAUUUUACCUUAUAAUUAAGAAGGUAACAUUCUGCCAUUAUGACCACAUUAUUGUACUUUUGUUUCUGAAGUAGAAUCACUUACAAUUUUAUGUUUCAGUUUUUAUAAUAAUGACCUAAACAUUACUUGGGAGAAAAGCUUCAGAGUUCAAAGUUAUUAAAUUAUUAUGACCUGUGAUCCUUCUCCUGUUCUGGUUAUAAAAACAAGUCAUUGUCAAAAAAUUUUGAGAAGUGUAGUUUACAAAUCCAGUCAACAGUAUAUCAUGACUUUAAUCUUAAUUGUACCUUCUUAAACACUGAUUUGUCAGAUUUUAUUAGCACUAUGCAAAAAUUGAUAUAUAUGAGAAUGUUUUGACUAACGUUUACAUAUAUUAAUGCUAAUGGGAGGAUAUGAACAAGCUAUACGUACAUGUUAAUACAUGUGAGAUCACUGAUUUGAUUGAGUUGCAAAAUCAUUACUGCCUGAAAAAGAAGAAAAAAAAGAUGUCUAUCAAUAUUUGGGUUAGGAUGCAAAAACAUUACUACCUACACGGCUUGAACAAAGUGAAUAACUGUCUACUACCAGGACAUUCCGAUUUUUUAAAUGUGUAGAAUCAUUUUAUGUGUACGCUUUUAAGUGUCUGUCUAUUAGCACAUACUUCAAAUGCUUUACCAGCAUUUUAGUUGGAAGUACUGUUCAGAAACUCAACAGGAAUGUUGUAAUACUUGCAGUCCUUUAAAAUUAAGAAGGUAAAUACUAGAGGCUAAUAUUACAAGUUAUGAUAAAAGUAGAUUUCUUUAGGUUCUUGGUAAUAACUGUUGUGAAUGUUCAACUGAAAAAAGUUAGGCUUUUAAAGAAAACAUUUAAAAGUGAUUGUCAAAUAUUAUUGAAGUUUUAUCAGUUACUUGUAUAUUUAUUCACCAACAAAAAAGCUAUCUAACUAUAGAUAUAGUUUAUCUUACCAUAAUCUAGUUAUGGCAAUUACACUAGUAUAAAAACAAAUUCAAAAUGUAGUUAGGUAGUAAGAGUUGUACCUUACAUCCAAGCUUUUAUUUAUUUAUAGUGGCUGAAUGUUUGGUCAUUGUUUCAUAAUUUUACCUAUAAGGUUUAUUUUGAAGUCCUUAAUAUUCAAGUACAUUUCUCUGUUCUGUCUUCCCAUAAGGUUUUAUUUCAGUCUAAAUAUAAUCUAGAUUACAAAAAUGUAUUUGGUAUUACAUUGAAGUGUGUGUGUAGGGGGGUAAGUAUUUGUGAAAUAUACACAACUAUCAGCUGUUGUAAUAAUAUUUCAAUCCCACAAAUAAAACAAUUUUCUUUUAAUGGUGUUAACCUGUUCAGAUAAAAGUGUUACUUGUGUCACCUAACACAUAAAGUCUUAGUCAUGUUGGUGUGUGGUUUGGAUUAUUUGAAGAAUUGUAAAAGGUUCAUUAAAAAAAUUCUGAACAAUAAAGCAUAAAUCUUUAGCUUUUAACAUGACGUAUUAAUGAAGUUUUUGGCUCAGACAAAUUAUAAGAAAUUAAACUUUAUACUUCUACCAGUAGUAGUUGUAUUAAUUUUAAAUGAUACUUUUGUUAUUUUUCUCAAUUGUUUAUCAUGUGCAGCUAAUUAGGUUACAAAAGGCAAUAUUUUAGUUUAAUAUAUAAACAGCUGUACGUUAGUUCAAUGUGUUUUAUAAAUCAUAAAACUAGGUAAACAGCAGGAAAAAUUUGUAUUUUAUAAAUAAAAUGUGACAAAUUUACUAUGGUAACUAUUUAACUACCAAUGGCAACCAACUUCAAUCAAAAAUAAUCUUCUUGUUAUAUUUCAAGGUAUGAUCUCUAAAUGUUAUUUUAUGUUCAUCUAUACUUUCCUAAUUUCUUAAGCAUCAUGAAAGAUUGCAUAGUCCUCUAAGUAAAGGGUUUUGAAUUAAAUUUAUUUUAGCUUAAAUAUUUAUUGUAGUGGACUAUGCAAAAAUCAUGGUUUAUUAAAUAUAAAAAAGGUUCCAUGCAACUCGUUGAAGGUUUUGUAGGAAGCCCAUUCAGCAGGUAGUUUUAAAUGUGUUUUCAGUUCAGUUUUUUUAUACAUAUAAAUGUAUAGAUCAUUAAGAUUCAAACAUUUAUGAUAUAAAAAAAAAAAGAUUAAUGCUGUAUGUAAACAUGUUUUUCACAGUUUUCAGGUAAGGACUUGAAUAGAAGUUCAUAAUUGAAUAACAUUAAUUAUUAGAUUACUUCAUGAAAAUUUGAAGACUGCACAUAUAUCUCACUCAUUUCUUCAAAAAAGAAAAAUUUCUAAACCUGCCAAGGGCCAAGACAGUAGUCUGUGACCAGCCCACUUUAAUAAUUAGACUUCUGUAUGUUUGUACAUCUGCAAGCUCUUUGUUAAUAACUAAAAUAACAGUGUGAUAUCAAAACUAUUGUAAUUUUUUUGUUGUUGUCCCUGUUCUUUUCCCAACUUCAGACUCCUGCAUGCCACUUCUGAAUAGCAGCAGUGACAUACAGGAUUGCUGUAAUUAUGACAUCACAUUUGGCAUUAAAGUAGAGAAUAUGUAUAAUGUA
Limulus polyphemus (Atlantic horseshoe crab) is the source of this 6225-nucleotide messenger RNA. Its product is annotated as stress-activated protein kinase JNK-like. Gene Ontology annotation, molecular function: ATP binding; JUN kinase activity. Bases 261 to 1529 code for a protein of 422 amino acids. The transcript is spliced from 12 exons. Gene Ontology annotation, biological process: protein phosphorylation; JNK cascade. Lineage: Eukaryota; Metazoa; Arthropoda; Merostomata; Xiphosura; Limulidae. The record is from RefSeq and is a predicted model, not a curated record. Gene Ontology annotation, cellular component: nucleus; cytoplasm.